AUGCUUCAUGGCAACAAAACACAGUUCCACCCCUCCUCCUUUCUUCUGAUGGGAAUUCCAGGGCUGGAAAGUGCACACAUCUGGAUUGGCUUCCCCUUCUUUGCAGUGUAUCUUAUAGCUCUCCUGGGGAACAUCACCAUCCUAUUUGUGAUCCAGACAGAACGCAGCCUCCACCAGCCCAUGUUUUACUUCUUGGCCAUGUUGGCGGGCACUGAUCUUGGCCUGUCCACAGCCACCAUCCCCAAGAUGCUGAGCAUCUUCUGGUUCAACCUCAGGGAGAUUAUGUUUGGUGCCUGCAUCACACAGAUGUACACCAUCCAUAUAUGCACUGGCCUGGAAUCUGUGGUGCUGACAGUCAUGGCCAUAGACCGCUAUGUUGCCAUCUGCAACCCCCUAAGAUAUAGCAUGAUCCUCACCAACAAGGUGAUAGCCAUUCUGGGCAUCAUCAUCAUCUUCAGGACUUUGGUGUUUGUGACUCCAUUCAUAUUCCUCAUCCUAAGGUUGCCUUUCUGUGGUGUUCGGAUUAUCCCCCAUACCUAUUGUGAACACAUGGGCUUGGCAAAGUUAGCUUGUGCCAGUAUUAGGGUCAAUGUUAUCUAUGGUUUGAUUGCUUUCUCAGUGGGAUACAUUGACCUUUCUGUGAUUGGAUUUUCCUAUGUCCAGAUCCUCCGGGCUGUCUUUCAUCUCCCAUCCUGGGAUGCCCGAUUUAAGGCCCUCAGCACCUGUGGCUCCCAUGUCUGUGUCAUGUUGGCCUUCUACCUGCCAGCUCUCUUCUCCUUCAUGACGCAUCGCUUUGGACACAACAUCCCUCAUUACAUCCACAUCCUUCUGGCCAAUUUGUAUGUGGUUGUUCCCCCUGCUCUUAACCCUGUUAUCUAUGGGAUCAGGACAAAACAAAUAAGAGAGAGGGUAAUAAGGAUGCUUAACACUAAAAGUCAUUGA
This is a messenger RNA of Orycteropus afer afer, 942 nucleotides long. RefSeq names its product olfactory receptor 52E5. Gene Ontology annotation, cellular component: membrane. Lineage: Eukaryota; Metazoa; Chordata; Mammalia; Tubulidentata; Orycteropodidae. Gene Ontology annotation, molecular function: G protein-coupled receptor activity; olfactory receptor activity. Gene Ontology annotation, biological process: G protein-coupled receptor signaling pathway. The record is from RefSeq and is a predicted model, not a curated record.